Molecule: messenger RNA, 2237 nt
Organism: Chenopodium quinoa (quinoa)
Lineage: Eukaryota; Viridiplantae; Streptophyta; Magnoliopsida; Caryophyllales; Amaranthaceae
Product: GDSL esterase/lipase At4g16230-like
Exons: 5
Coding region: 38-1138 (366 amino acids)
Molecular function (GO): hydrolase activity, acting on ester bonds
Source: RefSeq, a predicted model, not a curated record
UCACUUAGUUUUCCUUCGAUCUUGUGAUAUAACAAAAAUGGGUAUUCAUUCGAAUAAACAAGCCCUUAUUUUAUCGAUGAUCGUUUCUUUAAGUAUACUGAGUCGAAAUGGAGUUGAGGGAACAAUAUCAAGUUUUGUGUUCGGAGAUUCACUUGUAGAUGCAGGAAAUAACAACUACAUUAUAUCGUUAUCAAAGGCGAAUUACGUGCCUAAUGGUAUCGAUUUCGGAAGGCCGACGGGAAGAUACACCAAUGGACGUACCAUUGUUGAUAUCAUAGGCCAGCAGCUGGGAUUAGCAGGAGGAUUUAGCCCACCAUACUUGGCUCCAAGCACAAAAGGGAGUGUGAUUAUGCAAGGAGUUAAUUAUGCUUCUGGUGGUGGUGGCAUUCUCAACCAUACUGGCGCCAUUUUUGGUGGGAGAUUGAAUUUUGACGCGCAAUUGGAUAACUUUGCAAACACAAAGCAAGAUAUUAUCGACAGUAUAGGAGAAGCAGCAGCAAAUGAGCUUAUUAAUAAAGCCUUGUUUUCAGUAACAAUGGGUUCCAAUGACUUCAUCAACAAUUACUUAACUCCAAUAUUUUCUAAACUAGAGCAGGAGUUGGUGUCACCUGAUUCUUUUGUAGGUGCUAUGAUAUCAAAAUACAGUAUACAACUUACGAGACUUUACAAUAUGGGAGCAAGGAAGAUAGUAGUAGUAAAUGUUGGACCAAUUGGUUGCAUACCUUACGAGAGGGAUACGAACCCAUCAACUGGAGAUGAUUGUGUUGCACUCCCUAAUCAAUUAGCUCAAUCAUUUAAUCUCCGAUUGAAGAGCUUAAUUACAGAACUAAGCAACAACCUCGAGGGAUCUAAGUUCGUUUAUGGAGAUGCUUACAACAUCGUUAGUGAUGUCCUCGCUAAUUACCAAAGUUAUGGUUUUGAAAAUGCAAAUUCAGCAUGUUGCUAUGCGGGUGGGCGUUUUGGAGGUUUAAUUCCAUGUGGUCCGACAUCUAAGUAUUGCAGUGAUAGGUCAAAGUAUGUGUUUUGGGAUCCAUAUCAUCCAUCUGAUGCUGCUAAUGUGCUGUUUGCCAAUCGUCUGAUUGAUGGGGAUAUCAAUGAUGUUUCACCAAUUAACAUCCGCCAACUAGUCAACUCUUGAAACUCUAUACGGAAACUCAAAAGUAGGAAGAAUUUCAUGAAAUGAGUAUUAGAUAAAUAAGAUAAUACACGAAGCUCACUUAGAUUAGUAAAUAUUUUAAGCAUGAAGUAAUUAGCCAAUUAGGGUCCUUAAGGAAAGCUAGUUAGGGCUAAUUUUUGUAUCUUUAUGAUUCAUUUUUUUGAUGAUAUUGAAAUAUAAGUGCUAUUGGUAAUUAUGUAUGUUUCCUUGGAAAGAAAAUGAUACGAGUAGAAUUUAUAAGUUUUUAUAUUAUAUUAUUUGGAAUAAAUGUCAAAGAAAACAACAAAAUAUUGGGGGAUGCAACAAUUUAGUUUACUUCUAUGAACUUUCAUACAAUUUUUUUUUUUUUUUUGGGCUGUACAUAUAUAGCUAAUAGCUCGACACCUUAAACCUAGCCAAAACAUUUGUCAAUGUGAUACUUUAGAAAUAGAGCUUCGCUUGUUUAAAUUUAAGCUCUAAUGAACUUAUAAUAAGAACGGUUCAAGAUUUAAAUCGCCAAACAAGCUUUACACAGUACAUGCUAAAUCUUCUUUGAAAGUUAACAUGUUCGAGUUUGAACAAAUUUUACAUGAUCAUAAAAGAACUAAUAGAUGAACAUGAAAGGAGCAGUUCAUAAGCUCAAAAAAAUUAGAACAUCAAGAUGUUCAAGCAUAAUUAUGUCCUUAACGACCAAUUAAGCUUUCACCAUGCUUGUUCACUAAGGGGCCGUUUGGUUGGGGGUAUUCAACAAAGGGAAAGGGAAUCAACUGUCAUGAUUCCCUUUGUUGAUGUUUGAUAGGCAAAUUCAAUCAUUCCCUUUACCCCUCCCAUUACCCCAUUUCCCUUUACUUUCAUUCCCCACCCACCCCCACCCCCCAAGGGAAUCACCCUAACCCCCAAACUCCUCUUCACCCAACUACCUUGACCAACCUUUUAACUACCUUGACCACCCUCGAAACACCAACUGCCCACCGACACCACUGCCCAACCAACCUCACCGGACCUCACUCACUUUUCGCCGGAACUCGCCGCCCCUCACCGGAACAUCGCCGGCCUCCCCCGACCCUCGUUGCCCCUCACCGGAAGCUCGUCGCCCCUCCUC